This is a messenger RNA of Meleagris gallopavo (turkey), 7212 nucleotides long. RefSeq names its product TNF superfamily member 15 (gene TNFSF15). Gene Ontology annotation, molecular function: tumor necrosis factor receptor binding. Gene Ontology annotation, cellular component: membrane. The record is from RefSeq and is a predicted model, not a curated record. Gene Ontology annotation, biological process: immune response. NCBI's taxonomy places the organism in Eukaryota, Metazoa, Chordata, Aves, Galliformes, Phasianidae.
AGUUUAUCCUGGUUCCACCCACUGGGACUUUCCUAGCUUCCUCCUGCACGGCGAGGGGAAAAAAAGGCAGAGGCAGACAGCAGGCAUCCCGGGGAGCUCGGGGAGCCGCGGUGCUCCCUUCCCUGAGCUAGGUUUCUAUUGUAGGCGGUGCAUUCCUCGGGAGGGAGGGUGUGUGUGUGUCGGUGCCUUCCCACACUCCGGGCAGCUCUUAUUUAAUGGGGGUCUCCAUGCAGGGCAGAAGGCAGAGGAGGUUUAGCCAGUGUCAGGCUCAGCGGCAGCUCGUAAGCCAAUUGCCGGUAUGUGUCACAGGGCUGAAAUAACCCUGGAAGAGGGUUCGGGGACCGGCCAAGCCUCCAGGAUGCACAUCAAGGAGGACCUGAGGAGGAUGCGCUGCGCCGUGCUGCUCUGCCUGCUGGCCGUGCUGCUGCUGGCGCUGCCCAUCGCGUACCUGCUGGCAGGGAACCUGCGGGCACCCACCUCCUGCCCCCAGGUCGUGGACGAGAGGAGCUCUCACUUUCUGAAGCAGCGGGCAGUAGCUGCUGUUACAGACACGCUUCCCAGUGCUGAGAAGCCAAGAGCACACCUGACAGUGAAGAAACAAGAUCCCUCCAGUGCCACAGGAAGACAUCUGCCCAUCCUACAGUGGGAAGACAAGCGAGGCUUGGCCUUUACCAAGAACAACCUGAGUUAUUCCAGCAACGCACUGGUGAUACCUGUGUCUGGGGAUUACUAUGUCUAUGCUCAGGUCACUUUCCGAGGGCCCAGUGACACUUCAAGUAAAACCAAUUCUGUCACUGCAGUCAUCACUAAAGUCACUGACAGCUAUCCCGAGCCCACCCAGCUGCUGACCAGCAGCAAGACCCUUGGUGAAGAAAGGAACAACUGGUUCCAGCCCAUUUAUCUGGGAGCUGUGGUUUCCUUAGAGAUAGGAGACAAGCUAAUGGUCAAUGUUAGUGACAUCAAGCUGGUGGAUUACACUAAGGAGCACAAAACCUUCUUUGGUGCCUUUUUAUUGUAGGUCUCUGGCAGCAGCUUUGUGGAGGCCUCCCUUAAGGGCCCUGGUUUGGUGGUUGCAUGUUGGGGUGCUGGUCUCUGUGCUGUCUUCUGUGCUUCGCUCACCUGCUGCCUUAAAUUAUGGGGUGGGGAGAGCUGGAGCUGCAGGAUGAAUGGAAGCAGCCCAAAAAACUCCAGAAAAAUGAAAGUCAGACUUAAAGGAUGAUAGGGAUUCUUGAAAGCUCUGUAUAUUGGAGAGGAGCCUUUUUUUAUGGGUUGGGUAGGGAUAUUUAUUGUAAACAGGCUAGGCUGCAUCACUAAUUCCUUUUCCAGUAUAUCAUUUCUACAACUGAAAAGAAGUGUUUUAAACUUUCUCCAGCACUUCCAGUGUAAUUUUGCAUCACUUUUCUUCAGAUUCUUAAAGACAAUUACAAUUAAUAAUUUCCUUAAACAUACUUCAGUACUUUGCACUAAUAUAAAGCCCAGAUUAAUCAUUAACUGCUCAAUUAAUCACUUCCAGUUCCCCUGUAAAGUAGAUUAAAAUUAUAUCAUGAGUUUUGCAUUAGCUACCCGAUUUUCUUUUAUUUUCCAGGAUACCAUUUGCAGAUAUCUAAAUCAAUGUGUAGGCUUUAGCUUUUAUUUAAAACUUCUAGGGAACGUGCAGAAACAUUUUCUUUUCAGCAUGACUGUAGAAUCCCCCCACCAGAUCCAAACAUUAGGAAAACAAAAAACAAAAAACAAAACAAAAAAAAAAGGACAGGGAGAUACGCAGAAACAUGCUCCACACUUUUUAAAAUCAAUCACAAAAUUAAAAAAAAAAAGAAAAAGAAAAUUGCUCUGCAAUAUUUUGCUUUCCACUGUGCUUCAUGCAAAGCAAAUGCAACUAAAGACAUCAUUGCCCUCCUAAUGCUUUGCAACCACUGCUACAGCAAUCUGCUGACACAAAGGUCUCCCCAUCCUUUGCCUGGGUGCAGGCUGAUGAUCAGUAGUCCAUGCAAAAGGUCAGAGGAUCUAAAGAGAAGCUUACAGUGUGCCAUGGCCAGCUACAGAGCUUGGGAACGCUUAGCUUCCCAUCUCGUGCUUCUUUUUCUCAUAGACGUUACUAUCUCAGGGAAAUUCCCCAGCUCCCCUUCUCCUUCCACAGUAAAUACAUCACUGUCAGUGACUCAAGUCACGCUCUAGUAUGUUCAGGCUUUACACACUUAACUGCUUGGUGGUCUCUCACUCGAGUCCCUACCAGGCAGCCGUUAGGCAGGGUCUGUCCAGUGGCCAGGAUGCGCUCUCUGCAGCUCUCCCUCUUUCUUCCCUUUCCCCAUUGGGCUCCUUCCUUCUUGUCCAGAAGUGUCACCAAGAUGGCCCAGCUAACUUUUCCACCCAAAGACAUGGGCCCCAGCAGCAUGCUGUUAGCACCAGGGAGGCACCCAGCACCCAAUCUGGUCUCAUUACUCUCCAGAAGGGCAGCUCACCAUCAUCACCUCAGCAGGGCUUUUCCCACUGCUUAGAAGCCCCAGUUUUUCUCUUGCACAAAUAUGGUAAAAUCACAAGUCCAGGAAAAGUUUAUUCCUCUGGGAAACCCUAAGACUUUCCUUUUUUUUUUAGAUUUUAGAUUUGAGUCCUUCAGAGCUUCUGAUCCCUUCAUUUUGUGCCCAAACCUGGAUCUGCAUUCUUGCAGACCUCCAUAGAAAGGCACGUAGGUGACCAGCACCCCAAAAUUCAUUAUCUCACAAAGAGAAGACUUAAAGUGACCUGUCCAGGACAGGGGAUUCUCAGCCACUAGUUAGUAAAGCUUCUGUGAAGUUAAUAGGACGAAUUUGGUUCAUCCUUGGAGAAAGUUGAAAUGCAAAUUCUAGCUUUACUGAGAUAUUUACAGAAAUCCAGAAAGGCCUUUAUUUCCACAAAUGAGAUUAUGUAACACUCUUCUGAGGCCAUAAUGCAAUCUUAAUAGGCUUGUAGAACAGAUUUCCAUAAAAACUAUAUUUUAAGUUGUCAUCCCUUACUGCUUGUUGCACUGAAUUAUGUUUAAUAUGGGUUCUAGGGGAGAGGAGUCAUGCAUGCAGUAUUUGACUCACAGUAGAAGAACCUUCUAGGGAUACAUAAAUGCACAAACAUAGAUUUUCUUAUAUAUUUAUGCAUACUGUACGUACAAGUUUUAGGAAGUGCUUUGGCAAUGAUGAGCCUUUUGCUAUAACAAGACACAUAAUUUGUGCCUGCUGUACACUGACGACAAAUUCCACAAGCACAAAAUCUCCUGCUGCUGUAAUAGAUACAGAUGUGACUGUCUUGUUCCAUUGGCCAUAGCACAAGCGUGUUUAUUUUAGUUCGUGCCUUGCAAGCUGUCCCACCCCAUCUCAUACACCGGCUUCUAGCACGUUUAGCACGCUAGCACAACUUAUAGAUCAUAAAGUAGCAUAUCUAGCAUUACUUGUUUUAAAGUAGUGCAGGCAGAUUAAUCCAAGCACACCUACCCAGUGGAAAUUUCUAUUUCUCCCUUUUUUUUUCCCCUCUUAGUGCUAAUAACGCUUCUGUGACAGUGAGCAGCAGGUACAGCAGGAGCACCCAGGGCUGGCUGUGACCCCACUGACUGCAGAAGCCAAAGGCACGGCACUGGGGUAAAGCUGCUUAAGGGGAAUAGAGGUCGGGCUCAGAGGGAAGGGUCUCAGGCAGACUGAACCCAAGCUGUGGGUGAUCAGAUUUUCCCAAAGCUAAUUAAGGAUGGAAGCGUUCUCAGAAAAAUCACCGUUAUUGGGUUAGAAAAAAAAAGUUUCUUUAAUGUAAAUCAUUUGUGGAGAUGUGAAGAUGCCCACAGGUCAGCAUUUUCAGUUGAAUGGGGUGACGAAAUGGGGCCUUGUGAACAAGUGACCUUUCAGCCUGCGGUCAGGCUGAAAAUGCGCUUUGUUUUGGGUGGAUGUGAAACUGAGACAGUUGGAAGAAGCUCUCUGGCUAGAGGAAGAGCUUCAAGAAGGCAGCUUAUGUUCACGAGCUAAAAAUAAUGGUACGAUUUCUGGAUUUGGCCCUUUCAUCUCUCAGAAAAAGACAUUUAAGCACUAUUCAGUACAAAAAACAUUGAAAGAAACUGUUUCAACUUCUGUUGGCUUUGUUGUUGUAUAUUUUUUUAUGAAUAUUUAUUAACAAAAGACUUUUGUUCUUAGGAAUUCUUCUCUGAUUUCUUUGAUCUCCAAAAACUAACACUAAAUAUAACCCAAAUUCCUAAAGCAGUUCACUUACCUACUGCUUCCUUUCCCCUUAAGGUGUUUAUGCUAGUAAAUGAGCAUUCUCUCUGUAUCAAUAAGUAAAUCUAAAUCAAGCUAUAAGAGGUUACAACUCCAAUCUUACCAACAUAUAUGCAUGCCUUGCUUAGUCUUAAGCUUGUGGGUAAAAAGAGUGCCAUUGUGAAAGGCAGCUCAGUUUCCCUUCUUGGCGUACAGGAGUAAAGCCAAUUAAAAGUUGAUUGGUAGAAUGUUUUAGCCAUGUUGACCCUGAACAAUACCAUUACAUGGGUAACCUCUCAAUAAGGAGAACUCACAAGGACCACCUUCAGCCCGUGUGUGUUGGCAGGAUUGGGGUCUAGAGGUGGAAAGUUAAAGGUUGGGUUUCUGAGUCAAUCGUCACUCGAAUAGCAUAAAGUAGGCUGGUGGGAAGAUUUUGGACGUGCCAGUUUGGUGAAUGUUAGUUUGAGCCAUCCCUCAGAAGGAAGGGACACGACCAGGCUACAUUAACCAAAAGGAAUGGGUUAAAGUAUUGUGAUUUCCAACACACACACGCAAAAAAUGUAUUUUGAGAGAACGUCGUUAUUCAGCUCUGUACGAUCAACUGACUGCACUGUGUUUUGCUUUUAUUAAUCUCUUGAGUGGCCCAUCAUUUCAGAUGGGAAAUGAGGAGAAAAUUCAUUCUUUAGAAGAAUCAGACAGUGUCAAGAAUUUUUGCCCAAAUCUGGGUAUUAAACGCCAGUAUAGCAUUUUGCUACUGUAAUGUAUUUUCAUAUAAAUGAUUGUAUACUGUUUUGUGCUUCAGCACCGGUGUGAGCCUUCAACAGCAGAACUGACUUUAGUGUUUUGUUUCCAAGUGUUACGAUAAUAAAAAUACAAGUUAACUAAUUUAAAAGCUUCUGACCCUGGUCUCCAUCCAAGAACACUAACGAAAUCACACGCAGAGCGAUCAGCUCAUACAGCCAGAGAAACCUCCUCUGCUGUGCAUCAAUCAUCUGUGCUUCCAGACACACACGGUGAGUGAUCCCCCACCAGAGUGAACUCAGGCACGGCCCUUUUUUCUUUGCCAUGGGGCGUGUAGGGCUCCCAUUUCAAAAGAAAAAAUGUGAAGGUUGAGCAAUGCCCCGCUGAGCACACGAGGAAGAUGAGAAUAUUCUUCCAGCCAACUUUGAAUAUCAUCACCUGAUCAAAGAGCCAUAUCUUCCAUGCCUCUACAUGAGAGCACCUCGGCAGCUUGGAAACUGAGCGUGUCCAAUUGCUUUCCACUAGCAGAACCCAGAAACCUUCUCCCAUUUUCUUUCAUAUUUGCCCUAUUGUUGAUAUAUCCCAGGAUUGAACUCCAAGUAGCGUUUUUAAAUUGUUUUAGAAGAGAUUUCUGGUUAAGGGCUACGUGCUCUGGCUUAAGUGAGGUUUUCACCUCCCUCAGAGGGAGGAAUCACGUUCAGUCAUGUUUACCCUGGCUUGCACCCACACUCACAUACCUGAGAUGUUUUGUUAGGCUGUGAGUGGCAGCUUCCACAGAUCAGCCAAAAGUUAAUUAAACAGUAAGCAUCAGACUUUCUCCUGUAGAUCAUCCACAUCAAAGCAGAUGUUUGUUUUUUUUAUAAUUUAUUUUAAUACAAUAGUUAUCUCAAGCCAAAAGCUUUUUAUUAUUAUUAAGAUAUUCGUUAACAGCAGCAGCUGUCUGCAGCAUUGCACUUAAGCUGCCCAAAUACUUGCUGCCUUGUAGAACAUAGGGCAGCUAUGUAUAUAGAUAUGUAUCUUGAUGGAAGGAAGAACCUUACCUUCAAAUGAUGAAUUUACUACACCAUUAAGUUCUUCCUGGUGACCAGGACAUUACCCACAGCAGCUUAACUUCCUGAGAUGCCCAACCACAGCUGAAACUAUUUGUUCAUGCACAAAGUUCAUGCCAGCUUUGUUCAUGUACAAAGAUCCCUUUUCCAGGCUGGGGACAUGUUCUGUGUCACAGUACUUCCAGCUCUUGGGGAGAUGACUGAGUUCACUCUGGCAGGGUUUGGAGACUUCGUGUCUUCAGCAUCUUGCAGGAUGGAGCACAAAGUGGAGGCAAUCUGCACCCCCAGGAACAGCAUGGGUUAUACACUUUCCAGCUCGACAAGGAGCAGCUGAAUGAGGGCUGUGUUUUCUAGCACACUCAGCUGCUGUCAGACAGGUUCUCAAAGGAAAUUAGGGCUCCAUGAUGCCAAAGACAGAUAAGAAUCUCUUCAAAAGUGUGAAAGCAGAAGCCAAGUAACAGCAGCAGUUAAAAGUCUGUUGUGCCUUAGAAGUAGUACAAGCACCAGCUUAUAUACAACAUUAUCAAGUGCCCAAACUCCAGAAUGUUUUGGUGGGAUUUUUUUCAGAAUUAUGAACUAAACUUGCUUCAGGCUCCCUCGUUUUUGCACAAGUCAAGCUAUGUUCUUCCAUCGUCUGUAGAUUUUUAUAUUAAAAAGUCAAAAAGGCACUGGAAAUAUUUUUUGUAUAUUUAUUGGCACUGUACAUAUAUAUAUGUCAAUUUUAUGUAAGUGACUGUAAAAAUCAAGGUACAAACUUGAGACCUAUUGUUCUCAGCAGCUUUCUCCUUCAGCAGAUGGCUUUGAUAUCUUCUAAUGAUGAAGUUUAUCAACAGUUUGUUUUUAAAAUCACUUCAUAUCUUAAAGCAAAAUAAAUAAAUAAAUAAAAGCACUUUAUUUGAUUCAGCUUCAUUCCUGACUCUGUUCUGUACUUCAGUGAGCAUCCACCAAAAGCUCACGUUUACAACUGCAAAGAGCAGGAGUUUGUUCACCCAUGGCAGUGUGGUUAAGCGUGCUGUAUUUUUCACACCGUAUACGUGAUUUCCCAGAUCACAGAAUCACAGAAUUGUAGGGUUUGGAUGGGAUUUCUGGUGAGAUAUUGGCACAGCUGCCCAGACGGUGGUGGAGUUACCAUACCUGGAGGUGUUAAAAUGGGAGAUACCACAUUGGGUGACACGGUCUCUAGCAGUCGUAGGCAUGGGUUGAUGGUUGGACUGGAUGAC